UCGCUCCUCUGAGAUGCUUUCUUAUUUUAACAGCACAUUGUCAGGCUGUCGUGUGGGAGGACUCUUCUUGGCUUUCAGAAAAAGGGAUUACCAAAAAAUGCAUUCUCUUUUUAUAAUCCUAAGGGAAGCUGCAGCAGGUUUGACUCCCACGUUGACGGACUAUAUUGGGCUGUGAAUGUUGAUAGGCAGGAGACAAGAGGAGGAAGACACCUGUUGGUCCAGGGCAAAACCCAAACCAGGAUGAAGACCAGAAGACAAACGCCAGGCUUCGGGCUCAACAAGAACAGGUGUAAAGCAUAAAAUCUAUGUAUAUAUGUAUACCAUGAUCUUAAUCACACACAGGAAGGACCUCAAUAAAUUAAUGGAAAGGUUCUUUUUUGUAAGAGAAACUCAUCAACAUAUAGCCUACAUAGUCCACAUAUACUGAAAUAGUUACAUUUUUAAAGUAAUAUGACAUUAUGUGACUAGUGUCAUGGGCCCCUGCUUGCAAUUAAGGGGAGAACAUGCAAACAUGCAAACCCUCCAAGACUUCAAAUCUGUCACUGUCAGGGGCAGUGCUCGCCACUGUGUCUCCAUAUACAGUCUGAAAAUGUGCAACUUUAAUGUACAAUGUACUUUUUCACUGUGAUUUUAUCAACUCUCCCUCCGUUGAGUAGCCUCUUUAUAGUUGCUGAUGUCUGAUGUCAUUGUCCCGUUGUUUGUGUUUAUGUGCUGCAGAGCCAAAUGUGAAUUUCUGCCUCGGUAGACAUUAAAGACAGGCUCUUCUAUUUUAUUCUAUUUCGUGUAAAAGCAGUAUCUUUUCAGUGACCCGCUUCUUUGAUCCCACAGCGCCAUCUACAGACGUACUGGGACAUGCACCGCUUCAGGGAUUACCUCUACCGCCGCUACUGCUCCCUGCUCACAGACAAGCUCCAUUCACAAAGACAGCGACAGCAAGAACGAGUUAGAGCGCGCCCUAGCCCCAACGAUGGUAUCAAACAGAAAAAACACAAGGCAGCCUUCUCCAAACUGAAGCAUGAUAACCUAUACCUCAAAGAUAUUCCCAAAACGAGUUACUAUCUGAUCUUUGAACUUCAAAAUGAGUUGGUUCAACAUGGGCAUCUGCAAACUCAGCACCAGUUAGAGGAUUUUUACAAAAGUAUUCAAUAUAACAGACAUCCUUCAACACUACAGAGAAGUCUAACAGACAUCAAGAUGAAAAUGCUGGACAAGAGACCUGCAAUUAUUAUUACAACACCAAGUGGAUCAUCACAGCGCUGCACUGAAGACACAGACACUGCAUCCGACUCAAGGUUGACAGAGAGAGGAUCUGAAUCAUGCCAGCGUGUGUCAGAAGAGAUUUUUGAAGAUAGUUUGGAAAAGGAUGAAUUUGAGCAAUUGUUUCCUAAGAAGAAAAUGCCCACAUUUGUAACUCUUCAGCCAAACUUUAUGAGGAGUUUCCAGUGCACACUGCCAAAAUUGAUAUCUUUUGAAAUUCCCAAGAAAAGCAGGAAGGCUGAUAUGUACUUGAAGCAAGUAAAGGAUAUGCAUGCACUCUGUUUGACCAAUAUGAAGUUUUCACAGAGUUUCAAACUGUUGGACCGAAAGAUGGACUCUGAAUCUUGGCUCGAGGGGGAAAACCAAAAGAUCCCUGAUUUGACACUUCCAGAUAUUGACUCACAUAAGAAGUCAGCACAAUCACCCACUAUCAGUCAACAACUAAAUGUUCACAGCAACCCACCUCCAUCUGCACAAGACAAGUUUGAUCAAGUGGAAGAGAAAGUUCAGUCUUUGGAGUCAGAACUUUUGGACAGUGCCGAGCUCCACAGCACAUCACCUGUGCCAUUAUGUUUUAAAGAUUUAUAUGGACAGAAGCAUGUGAAGGUCAUUGGCUGUGGAUUGAAGUUAUGGAAAAAUUACACUGUAGUGUCAGAAUAAUUAAGACUCACAAAAUCAGUAUAUUUCAAACAAUUAUUUGUAUUGUACAUAUUGUUUAUGUCUCUGAAAUAUUUCAAUCUCUUAUACUGUUAUGUUAGUAACAGUUUUUUGUAACAGUUAUUUAUGUUAGUAAAUAUUGUGCAUUCAUAGGCUUUUAUAAUAUGCAAAACCAUUUAAAAUCUAGUUUAAAUGAUGUUUGAUAAACUUGUGGUAGUAGUCAUGUUAUGAAACAUGUACCAUAAUUAUGAUAACAUA
Boleophthalmus pectinirostris (great blue-spotted mudskipper) is the source of this 2172-nucleotide messenger RNA. RefSeq lists its product as uncharacterized. The record is from RefSeq and is a predicted model, not a curated record. Bases 853 to 1917 code for a protein of 354 amino acids. Lineage: Eukaryota; Metazoa; Chordata; Actinopteri; Gobiiformes; Gobiidae. The transcript has 11 exons.